Molecule: messenger RNA, 264 nt
Organism: Iphiclides podalirius (scarce swallowtail)
Lineage: Eukaryota; Metazoa; Arthropoda; Insecta; Lepidoptera; Papilionidae
Source: the annotation of a GenBank genome assembly
AUGUGUUUUGAAAGCUAUCCAGCACCACCAGGUAAAGAAUUGAUUGGUGAAGAAAAAGAGUACAACCAUGCGAAGAUAUAUUGGGAAAAUAAAAAAGAUAAGACUGAAAAUGAUCGCCUUGGUACCAUGAGUAGCUGUGAAUGGGAAGUAGCAUCAAUAUAUAUGGCAUUUGCAUUUAAGAAAUGCAAGACUACCUGGGAUGCUAAUGGAAAACCUUCAUUUGUCUCUUCAUUGAAAAAUACAGCUGAACAAAAUAAAAACAAU